Molecule: messenger RNA, 1347 nt
Organism: Haliotis rufescens (red abalone)
Lineage: Eukaryota; Metazoa; Mollusca; Gastropoda; Lepetellida; Haliotidae
Product: ectoine dioxygenase-like
Exons: 9
Coding region: 92-1090 (332 amino acids)
Source: RefSeq, a predicted model, not a curated record
UGUAUUGGAAGUAUGCAUUCAGCCGGGGACCUGCUCCAACAGCAGGACUCCACAUCGAACUGGCUAGGUUCACUAAACGGGACGCCAUUUAAUGUUUACAUUAAGUAAGUGUACGCUAAAAAUAAAUGUUAAUAUUGACAACUUGUGUGUGACAUCCACUUGCACACUGACCUACAUGCCGACAGAGCACAUCUGCCGUGCUGAUUACGCCAGCCACAACCAGACGAGACGCGGCGCCAUGGCUCUCACUGAGUUUAACUACACAUCGCCCUUCGAGGCUACUGACGCGAUGAAAAGAGGAUUUGAUGAGAAGGGAUAUGUUAUUAUUCGUGGUCUUCUCGAGCCCGAUGAACUGAAGAAAGUGACACGCGCCUUCGAGGAGAGUGAAUAUAUCCAGGCUAAUGCGUAUUCUACAGAUGACAACACUGGAAGGAAGACUCGCGUGGCAUGUUGGAAACAACCAGGUGAUGACGUCACAGGUCUUGUCACGCGCAGUGAAAGGGUUGUGAGGACUUGUGAAAAGUUGCUGGGAGGCGAGGUGUUCCACUACCACUCCAAGAUUAACAUGAAGGACGCGAGGACUGGAGGGCAGUUUGUCUGGCACCAGGACUACGGGUACUGGUACCAGAACGGGAUCCUGUUCCCUGACAUGAUCAGUGUCUUCAUCGCCGUGGACGCCAGUUUACGAGAGAAUGGCUGUCUGCAGAUUCUGGAAGGGUCCCACAAGUGUGGCCGCAUCGAUCACGGGUUAGUCGCGGGCCAGACGGGAGCGGACGAGGCAAGGGUGGAGUUAAUCAAAGACGCACUCCCACUGAAAUACGUCGAGAUGCAGCCAGGAGACGCUGUCUUCUUCCACAGCAACGUCCUGCACACCAGCAGCCCCAACGUGAGUGACAGACGCCGCUGGGUGUUCAUCUCCUGCUACAACAAAGUCUCCAAUAAGUCGGUCAAAAAACACCAUUUCCCCUCGUGUGGAAAACUGGACAUUGUGUGUGACUCGGCCAUCCGGAGCUGCACUAACGUCACGGACAUGUCUGGGAAAGACUUCCUGGACCCCAAUGACAAUACGUUGAUUAAAGCUGCGAAAUAGAAGUCACACGACUAGAUAGAUACCCGGGUGACGUGAUCCUGCAGGAUACCCGGACGUGAUCAGGAUGAUCCACUCCGUUACUCAUAUCGUACCCAAGACAAACUUUGUGAUAACAUCUUCGUUACACUGUGUUACACUGGAAAUGCAAGUUUCUGUCAUAUGUUCUUAUUUUCAGUCAAAUAAUAUGUAUUCCAGGUCUUAUUCUUAUAAAAAGUGCCAACGUAAUUUAAUUUAAAAUAAAUAUUAACCACCUUUUG